This is a messenger RNA of Eimeria tenella, 1368 nucleotides long. Its product is annotated as MORN repeat-containing protein, putative. The coding region runs from base 1 to 1368 and encodes 455 amino acids. NCBI's taxonomy places the organism in Eukaryota, Apicomplexa, Conoidasida, Eucoccidiorida, Eimeriidae. The transcript has a single exon. The record is from RefSeq and is a predicted model, not a curated record.
AUGGGAGCGUGCAAGAGCAAGUCGCGGGCGAAGCGCCCGGAGGAGGCUGCGGCCGCUGCAGGAGCAGCAGCAGAAGGAGCAGCAGGAGAAGGAGCAGCAGGAGAAGGAGCAGGAGGAGGAGGAGGUUGGGUGUCGCGGGAAGAAGAGGCGUCGUCGCCGGCGGGCUCCGCGGCGCGCUCCGGAGCAGCAGCGGGGGAGUCCCGCAGCAGCAGCACCGCGUCGCCCUCCGCCUCCGCCUCCGCCUCCGGAGCAGCAGCGCCCGGAGGGGCGGCCCCGGCGGGCGCGGGCGACGCGGAGCCGGCCCGAAGCCCGUCCGGCGCAGCAGCAGCAGCAGCAGCAGCAGCAGCAGCAGCAGCAGGAGCAGCAGGAGCAGCAGCGGGCAACGCGGGGGAGGAGCUGGUGGCGCGGCCGCUGAUAACGCUCUCGAACGGCGUGACCUACGCGGGCCAGUGGCUGGGCAGCCUGAAGCACGGCUACGGCGUGCAGGAGUGGCCCGACGGCGCGCGGUACGUGGGGGAGUGGGCGUUCGGGUGCGCAGAGGGCCACGGCGUGUUCACGCACGCGGACGGAGACUUCUACGACGGAGAGUGGCGGGGAGACAAGGCGAACGGGUUCGGAGUGUACAGACACGCGGACGGGAGCGAGUACCGCGGGGGCUGGAAGGAGGACAAGAAGCACGGCGUCGCUCGCGAGCGGUGGGCGGACGGGUCGCACUUCGAGGGCGUCUACUGCGAGGGCAAGAAGCAGGGCAAGGGCACCUUCACGUGGCCGGAGGGCUCGCGCUACUCCGGCGAGUUCCGCGACAACGAAAUCCACGGCGACGGCAAGUACGUCUGGGCCGACGGCCGCAGCUACUGCGGCCAGUGGCGCCAAAACCGCAUGCACGGCGCCGGCGCCUUCACCUGGCCCGACGGCCGCAAGUACGUUGGCCAGUACUUCGCCGACAAGAAGGACGGCGCCGGCGCUUUUUUUUGGCCCGACGGCCGCGCCUUCGAGGGGCGCUGGCGCCGCGGCCGCCAGCACGGGCUCGGCCGUUUCACGGCGCGCACUGGCGAGGCCAGGCGCGGCCUCUGGCGCGACGGCCGCCGCCUGGCUUGGCUCGAGGACGCGCAGCAGCUGCAGCGCCUCCGCGCCGCCCACCCCGAGCUCUUCGCCGACGCCGACGCUGCGCAGCAGCCGCAGCAGCAGCAGCCGCAGCAGCAGCAGCAGCUGGAGCAGCUGGAGCAGCUGGAGCAGCUGGAGCAGCUGGAGCCGGGGGCGGGGGCGGGGGCGGAGGGCCGCCGCAGUGGCGACGCCAGUGGUGACGCCGACGAUAACGCCGGCAGCAGCAGCAGGCAGGAAGCUGCAGCGGCAGCUGUUGCGGGGUGA